Molecule: messenger RNA, 1678 nt
Organism: Gymnodraco acuticeps
Lineage: Eukaryota; Metazoa; Chordata; Actinopteri; Perciformes; Bathydraconidae
Gene: adamtsl3
Product: ADAMTS-like 3
Exons: 13
Coding region: 110-1678 (522 amino acids)
Biological process (GO): extracellular matrix organization
Cellular component (GO): extracellular matrix
Molecular function (GO): metalloendopeptidase activity
Source: RefSeq, a predicted model, not a curated record
GGAGCCGGCAGGCAGACAGACGCGACUCAGAGUGACCUGGAGAGCCGAGCGUCACACACACACACACACACUCAGAGCCGGAGAGGGUGACUCACACACUCUGGGAGGCAUGGAGCGACAUGUUGUAUCUUGCAAGCUACUGGUGACAGCUCUUCUCAUCCUGAGCUCGAGGACGGCGCGAUCCGAGGAGGACAGAGACACUCUGUGGGACGCCUGGGGUUCAUGGAGUGAAUGCUCCCGGACCUGUGGAGGAGGCGCCUCAUACUCCCUCAGAAGAUGCCUCAGUUCCAAGACCUGUGAAGGGCAGAACAUCAAAUAUCGCACCUGCAUUAAUGUGGAUUGUCCUCCAGAUUCCGGUGACUUCCGUGCCCAGCAGUGUUCGGCCCACGCAGACGUGCGGUACCAGGGUCAGUACCACGAGUGGCUUCCUGUGUACAAUGACGCCGACAACCCCUGCGCUCUCAAGUGCAAAGCGAAAGGCUCGGGCCUCGUGAUGGAGCUGGCCCCGAAAGUGCUGGACGGGACCCGCUGCUACACCGAGUCUUUGGACAUGUGCAUCAGCGGAGUGUGCCAGAUUGUAGGUUGUGAUCAUGACUUGGGGAGCGCAGUGAAGGAGGACAACUGCGGUGUGUGCAAUGGAGACGGCUCAUCCUGCAGACUGGUGCGAGGACACUACAAGACCCAGCAUGCAUCAGGAAAAACUGAGGACACGGUUGUUGCCGUCCCCUUUAAGAGUCGUCAUGUUCGCCUGGUGCUGAAAGGCCCGGAUCACUUGUACGUGGAGAGUAAGACCCUGCAGGGGGUGAAAGGUGAGCUGGUGUUGGAUAAAUCUGGGCAGUUCCUCCUGGAGAACACCACCCUGGACUUCCAGAAACUUUCCGAUAAGGAGAUCCUGAGAAUCACCGGCCCACUUGGAGCAGAUUUCACUCUCAAAGUGCAGUUUUCCAGUGGAGCGGACAGUGUGGUGCAGUACAUUUACUACCAGCCCAUCAUCCACCGCUGGAGAGAGACCGACUUCUUCCCCUGCUCCGUCCCAUGUGGUGGAGGCUACCAGCUGACCUCAGCAGAGUGCUUUGACCUCCGGAGCGGCCGGGUGGUGGUGGAUCAGUAUUGCCAUUAUUACCCCGAGAACAUCAAACCCAAACCCAAACUCCAGGAGUGCAACAUGGAGCUCUGCCUGGCCAGCGACGGCUACAAGCAAAUUAUGCCAUAUGACCUCUACCACCCCCUGCCUCGAUGGGAGAGCAGUCCCUGGACGGCCUGCUCCACCUCCUGCGGCGGAGGCAUCCAGAGUCGCUCGGUGUCCUGUGUGGAGGAGGACAUGCAGGGCACCAUCACCACCACUGAGGAGUGGAAGUGUCUCUACUCCUCCAAGACGGCCAUCCUGCAGCCCUGCAACGCCUACGACUGCCCCACCUGGCUGGCACAGGAGUGGUCACCUUGCACGGUCACCUGUGGGCAGGGUCUGCGCUACAGGGUGGUGUUGUGCAUCGAUCACAGAGGACUCCAUGCUGGAGGCUGUAAUCCCACUACCAAGCCCCACAUCAAGGAGGAGUGCCUGGUGACGGUGCCCUGCUAUAAAUCCAUCGAUACUCUCCCAGUGGAGGCCAAACCUGUGUGGCAGAAGCAGGCCAUCGAGCUGGACGAGGAGGUCAGCGUCGGUGAGGAACCAACGUGA